AUGGCUCUUGAAGUAAUUGGUGGAAUAGCGAGCAUUCUUCAACUUGCCGGAACUGUCUACACGAUCUCAAAAACCCUCUACGAAGUGGGGGAAGCUUUAUCCAAUGCCCCUUCCGAUAUCAAGGAUUUAGCAAGAGACCUUGAAACCUUUUCAGAUGAGCUUCAUCUGUUAUCCACAUUACUUCACGGUAAAGAUGGUCGCUAUGCAGAUCAGGUGUACAGGCUUACAGCUAAAAUCAUUGGGGAUUGUGCGACGAUAUGCAUGAAAAUCGAUCGAAUCAUCAGAAAGUUAAGAAGCGGUAGUGUUUUGGCAAAAAUUAAAUGGUUGUAUAAAGAAAAGGAAAUCAUGAAGUUGUUGGCGAGACUUCGUGACUUAAAGUUAAGUCUGAUGGGUACAUUGAGUGUAUUGAGUGCACUAAGAGCCGAUAAUAUGAUGGACUCUUUGGAGACACGCAUGCAAGUGGAGGACACGAGACUGAAACUGGCAGGCAUGUCGAUGAAGGAUACUACUGAAGCCUCUUCUGGGUCAAAACCUACGUUACCAUCAAGCGCAUCUUUAGUUUUGGGGGGCUCAAGCUCUACUUUAAGUACAUCGGUUACAUCGGCAACCUAUGUUUGUCCCUCAACAGCUAGAAUACCCAGUACAACCGAUUUCUCUGCAUCUUCAUUCAUUUCAAUGGCAGUGGUGCCAAAUAGCAUGCCGCCAAUCCUAAACACACAAGCAAACCAGUCUGUAGAUUCCUUCCACAGCGCCUUAUCACAUCAAAAUCAAGACUCGUUAGAUGGCCGAAUGAAAGUGGAGAGCUUCCCCAAGCCAGAAGAUUCUAACCAUGUACCUGUGAUACCACAGUCUGUAAUGGUAUCAGAUAGACAUGACAAAGCUUCAUUUUCGGUAGAAGAGAGCCGUCAACUAGAUACUUCAAUAUCAAAAACUCUUAAGAGCUGGAGAAAUGAAAUGACUCUUUCAGCAAUGAGGCAUUUCAACAUGAACGUCGAAGAUGCUGAGGAAUGGGCAAACAAUUUGCCAAUUCCGAGCAAUCUUUCGGCAAUCACGGAGCCUACCGGUCCAGCGGAAAUUUUGUCACACCCACGAGUCGAAGACAAGCCUCAGGAAAUAGGGAGAGCCAGACUUAAAGCGGGCUUUAAAGAAGACCCAUCACCUUCGGAUGCUAACCAUCAAUCACCCAUCUUUACACCACCUGAAGCAUUCCGCUACAGCUCUUCUGGGCAACACUCUCCUGUGUUUCUCGACCACAGUUUCAUAGAGAGCGAUAGUCCUAAGAGUCGAAAUCAUCAAACUAACACGGUGUUGGGUUCUUCAAUGGGAGGGGAGACACAUUUUGGCGAUUUUUGCCAUGAUGGGCCUCGAACGGAGGAAGUCGAUGGCUACGAUGCAUCUCCCGCUUAUUCCCCAGCGAGCCCAGUCUACUAUUCCAUAGAAGCCGAUAGCUCUCCAAUACAGGCUGAUAAAACUUUAUUGUCUUUCACGGGAGGUAAAAAAUGUCCGAACAGCUCCAAAUUCAUGGACGAGUCUGCGGUCGUCCGCGAUUGGCUUCUUACAGAUGAGAAGAAGAUGACCUCGAGUUCACCCAAAUCUACCGUGUUGAAAAGCAAUGAUGUCAUAGAGAAUCAUGGUUACAAUACUAAUUUUACGGAACAAGCUAUUUCAUCCUCACAAGUUCAGUCAGAUUUUGGUCCUGUUAAUCUUGAUAUGCCAAGUGCACAAAUUAGACACACUGCUAUUCAACCCAAAAACCAGGAUCUUUCAAAACGUCUCCCUCAGAAGCUUGGGUUGACAAGUCAAGAAAUGCAGCUCAGACUUCUCGAGGACCAAAAUAAUAGGAGAUUAGAAAUGGCAAAACGGGAGCAGCAAAAUAGCUAUCAACAAUUUUUAGACAAAUCUCACCAGGCAAACUUAAGGAGUGCGCUUCCCAAACUAGACAUACCUGCCAAUGAACUCGCGUACCAGGACUAUCAGAGGCGAAUUUUACUUAUCGAGAAAGAUAAUAAAGAAAGGUUAACGAUGACACAACAGAAGCAGCAGAUUCGGAACUCGGUGUUACCAUCAACUUCAGUGAUACCAAAUUGCCAGUCUGAGACAUCCAUAGUUAACGAUAACUUCUUUGGUGGCAACCGAUCCGCCGAGUUAAAUCACUUUCCUUACUCAACAUCCAACUUGUUUGGUAUUCCGGCCCAGUUGAGACCUGUUGGCCUGAGAUUUGCUCAAUCUGAACAUGUUAGUCAAUUGAAUAACCCUAGUUGUCCUACUCCAAGUGUUGUAACUCAGGUAAAUCAAAACUUCACUGCGGCUCAAGCACUGGCUUCGCAUGAAACUUCACAGCAACACCAAAAGCCGCAGUCGUCUACUCAACAAGCUCAACCAAUCCAAAUGCAACAACAGCAACUACAAAAGCAUCAGCAGCAGCAGCAAAUGGCUUCGUUGUCUCCCCCUCGACGUCUCGGAGUUACUGAAAGAGUUACUGGGGUAGAUUUCGGACGCUGGCAUAAUGUUAAUGCCUGCCAAAGCAUGGAAAUCUCGGCUACCAUAUCACCGGGACUCUAUGAGCUUGGAACUGAAGAUCUGUUACCCAAAAGAGAGCCUAAAGAGAUUCACUUGCAAAGCCAAGUAUCACAAGAAACCUGUAAAAGAGAUAGACAGCCUUCUUAUCCGUCUAUAUCACCUUUUGGCAAGAGCGUACGUCGCGGACGUAUGGAAUUGCCUCCAGAUUAUCCUAAUGAUAUCUCGAGACAAGCUUUUAACUCAUUAAAAAGUGAUAAAUCGAAUAAUAUCUCUGCCUUCCAUUUCCAUAAUGAAGUUUCUAACAAGGGCCCAGGCGGACUUUGGGUCAGAGGUUUCAUAAAUGUUAAGUCAUUCGAUGCUGUCAUAUGGAGUAAUUUAAAACAGUACUUGAAUCGAGAGCGCGUUGACACUACCUCAGAAGCAGGAUCUGUUCCACUUUUUGCCAGUUUAGAUUGGUCUGCAAGUCUCUACAAAGAGAGGAUUGCUCUACUCCGUCAGAUGUUUCCGCGUGCUGCUAGCUCUAUCCAGAAAAUACUUGAUGUUCUAGCCGUGAUGGAAGAGACAAUCGGCCUUACAAUUGGAGCUAUCGCAUGGGCAUGUCUUCUGGGUGCCGUUGAGAACUUGCUUUCCCAUAGUACAAACUGGACAGUUGAUUACCAAAUCAGGAUUAUCACAGAAAUAAGCGAAAUUGUUAGCAUAAUCGCUCGAUAUACCGUCAUGGAGAAUAUAUAUACUCAGUGGACAGGAAUGACUCUUGAUAAAGACUACGAACAAUCUCUUAUCAACCUAUCCACUCGAGUUUUGUUCUAUUUCGGAGCUUUCGUUCCGAGUUUCUCAGAGAGUAGCACGAAUGCCAAUAUGAAGCCCUAUUUUGAGAAAAUCAUCGAAGCCGACACGGCAUGUCGCGGGUUCACGGUUAUCGUGAGCUCCAAGAGUACUGCCAUCGAUCGGAAACGCUCAUUUGAGGAUUCCUCGGAUGAUUCGGACGACACUGUCGAUUCCGACGGGACCAUCUUGGAAGUCGAUGGUAAUGAUGAAGUGGAUGACAUGCUAUCAUCAGCAAAGCGCAUUAAGAUAUAG
Messenger RNA from Botrytis sinoallii, 3600 nucleotides. RefSeq lists its product as uncharacterized. The transcript has 5 exons. Bases 1 to 3600 code for a protein of 1199 amino acids. The record is from RefSeq and is a predicted model, not a curated record. Lineage: Eukaryota; Fungi; Ascomycota; Leotiomycetes; Helotiales; Sclerotiniaceae. Gene Ontology annotation, biological process: regulation of DNA-templated transcription.